Messenger RNA from Fomitopsis serialis, 1055 nucleotides. RefSeq lists its product as uncharacterized. The record is from RefSeq and is a predicted model, not a curated record. NCBI's taxonomy places the organism in Eukaryota, Fungi, Basidiomycota, Agaricomycetes, Polyporales, Fomitopsidaceae. The transcript is spliced from 2 exons. Bases 55 to 705 code for a protein of 216 amino acids.
CCUCCUCCUCCUGCGCGACUCUUCGUGACAACGCUCACGUUUGCACGCCGCGUCAUGUCGCACUCAUAUGCACUUAUCUCUUUUCUCUCCAAGGCCGAUGCUUGCACAUGCCGUCUUGUCUUGCACACAGUCGACGACCUCGCCAAAACUGUAGGCUUUUCGCGAAUCACCAUUACGCUGGGAACAGAUAUUCCCCCUUGGUGGGUAGAGAAGAAGGGGCCAUUUGAAGAAGAAAAUGCCAUGGUCCAGCCUGCGACAUGUCACGACGAUGCCACAACAUCAAGCAUGUUGGAUCGUAUAAUCGCUGACUUGUCCUUCGCCGUCAUCAUCCAACAUUUGCGAGUUCGUUGCUUCCACGAACAUGCCACGGGUACCUUCAAGGCACAGAUGGGUGAGUUACCAGUCCACUCGUGCUGCUCGAUGGCUAUGGAACCGUAUUAUCCACGAUUGCUCACGACAUCAUGGUUUCGUAGAGCAUCUUGCUCAGGCAAUACGCCGUCUCAAUCGGCUGCAAUCUUUUGUGUGGGAUGCAGAAUUCUACUUAUACUCCAAGGUGUCUCAUCCUUCCGAGAUGGUCCUCCGUCCUCUCGAUGCAUGUUGCCCAUCAUUGCGUGCGCUUACCCUCCCACCUUCAUCUCUUUGCACCGUUCCUCAUGCAGUCCUGAGCCGGAUCUACCACAUCGCUGCCGCGUGAAUGCAAAUUAGCAUCUCAGUGGAUGCCUCACAGUGAGCAUGGGGAAGGGAGUCCCAUUGUUCUGUCUCGCGGUCACCAUGAGCGUUCAUGUGGGGGCUCAGGACAUGUCAUCAUAAUCUACCUGUAGUUUGUAUGACUCUAUCCCCGUUACGAAUCACUCGCCACAGCCUGAGAUUCUCCUCAGUCUUUUGAUUCUUCGGGAUUUAUGAACGUUCCGCUCCGGUGUACGACGUCUACAUAGUUGCCACAGCUGCUGUGAUUUUAGAGCCACUCGACCCGCUGCGAUGUUAGCCUGGAUGGGUUGUCCAUGCUUUGGUUCGGAUUCCAGAGGCCAACGAACAUGGUUCCAGUCAUGUUGCCG